Molecule: messenger RNA, 1989 nt
Organism: Lingula anatina
Lineage: Eukaryota; Metazoa; Brachiopoda; Lingulata; Lingulida; Lingulidae
Cellular component (GO): cytoplasm
Molecular function (GO): glycosyltransferase activity
Source: RefSeq, a predicted model, not a curated record
UUUGUAUAACACAGGCACUACGCAAUGCAGUGAACAAAAAGAGUAUAACAAAGCCGCAGAUGCUGAAUCGAUAGCACUUAUUCAUGUAUGCAAAGCUUACGUUAAACACGGUAUUACAUACACCAGGAUAUAGAUGGCAAGCAAAGGUCUGGGCUCACAUGAGUCUUUUUGCGGCAUGUACGUGUAUUUAUCCUCUGCACAGGGUGUCUGGUGGACCAAAAAUUGUGUCGUUUCUUCAAUCAUAGUCCAGUCAUCUGGUUAGGCCACUGCGUAAUUAGAAUAGGUGUAACAUCAGUGGGUGUGGCGCAAGAACAACCAAUGUUUUAAGUGAGAACAUCUACAUGUAUUCUUUGGAAGGACAUGUGAUGGCAUUACAACCUGCAUCUUUAACUAAACUUGGAAUCCGGAACUCCUGUAAAGGAUUGGGCUUCUGCGUCCGUUUUAGAUUUAUGUUUUUAGCUGCCUUAUUGGGCGUGGUCUGCGUUGCCUUACUUUAUAAUAGUAACUUCACAAAAGACAAACCUGUGUUCAUGAGACGUGAACAGGUUAAGAAGAAAAGCAUACAGCCAGUCGUAACAAAACAAUGGUUCAUGCCAAAUAUAACAACAGAAAUGUAUAUUCUGUCUGCAUACUAUGACGAUAGGCCUACCAUAGACCCGAAGACCAGACCCGCUAUUCGCAUUAUAGGUAUGGCAGACAAGAAUAAAGUUGAAAAAGAAAAGUUCUCAUGUAUUGUGACUUUUGAGGGGUUGAAAAAUUCCAUUUUGCAACCAAUGGCAGUUACCGAGAUUGGCACUGGGGGUGGAUGUCACGGAAAACACUUUCGGGAGUACAUAUUUGUGUGUGCGCCUAUAAAAUUCACCGCCAAAAAAGCUAUUUUCGUCUCCGUCGUUGAUCAAACUUACUUAAAUCAAAACAAUUGGGAAUCACACGAGCACGUACGCAUACCCGUUCGAUAUCCUAGUAGAGAGAAUAAAGUGGACUUUGGGAGUUGCGUCAGCAUUACGUUCUGGACGCUCGAUCCUUAUAGAAUAGUAGAGUGGGUGGAGCUUCACAAACUCUGGGGAGUGAAGGAAAUCAAUAUUUACGGCAGCAUGAUGAAUGAAACCACGGAGAGGGUGUUCUUAUACUAUCACCAGCAGGGGAUCUUAACUUAUACAAGGAUGCUCAGGUCGAUGAAUGAGAGCGGAGAACUUGUGUUGAAUCUCAUGGGUACGCCCGUGCUCAAUGACUGUAUGUAUAGAAACAUGUACAGGUAUGAAAAAAUAGUCGUCACAGACUUAGACGAAAUGAUAGUUCCUCGUGGAAAUAUGAUGACUUAUUCUGAACUUAUAGACGCCAUCGAAAAGGAGACCAAACCAAGGCAUCCACAUCGCAUGUAUAACUUCAGAAAUGUGUAUUACUUUUCUGAACUACCACAGAAUACGUCAGAGCCACAAGUCACGUUAACGUUACGUCAGAUCUACCAUUUGAGAGAAUUAACGCCAGUUGGGACGUCAACUAAAAGUAUCAUUGAUCCCAUGGCUUGCAGAAAUGUACAUAAUCAUUACUGCUGGAAAAUUGCAGAAACGUUUGAAAAAACCCGCCAUUCGAUUCACGUGCAUGAAAAGUUUGGAAUGAAUCAACACUACAAAAAAUGUCAUUUUGAUAAAUAUGCCACUGCCUAUCAUCUGCCUCCUUGUAAAGAAGCUCUGAAGAAUUAUACCUAUGAUCCCACCAUGUUAAAAUUUAAAACCAAUCUAUUACGCAAUAUAGAAAAACCACUUAAAGAUCUGCAGUUGAUUAAAGGGGGUCAAAUAUAUCAUUUUUAGAUACAUCAUCAAUUCUGAUUUAGACCUCCUUCCACUUGGAGAUUUAGGAAUUGAUAGAAAGCUCAUUUCAUACGAACUAUUUACACAUUUUACAUACGCCGUGUAAAUCAAUAAAAUUGCAGACAUGCGUUUUUGUUUUGAAUAUACUUUCGAAUAUUUGUCAUUACCGCCACACACU